Molecule: messenger RNA, 1047 nt
Organism: Penicillium roqueforti
Lineage: Eukaryota; Fungi; Ascomycota; Eurotiomycetes; Eurotiales; Aspergillaceae
Product: F-box domain and ankyrin repeat protein
Exons: 3
Coding region: 1-1047 (348 amino acids)
Molecular function (GO): protein binding
Source: RefSeq, a predicted model, not a curated record
AUGUCUAAACCUACAAGCCCCAGCCUGCCCCUAGGCACCUUCAGGCUAGGCAAUUUGCCCGAGGAGUUAGUUCUGGCGAUUGCAAAUGCGGCGCUUAUCCGGGACCGCUGUAUGCUUCACCAAACCUGCAAGCAUUUACACUCGCUCCUCGCGGAUAGUGUCACGGAGAAAAGACGACUGACUGCGCAAGUCCUACCCCUUAGGCAAGAAUACGAGGGACAAGACUGGGAAUGGAAUUCUCCAAAUGCAAUUGCCGGAAUCGACAUGCCAAUAUGCGAGAUCUUCGCGCGUGCCAUUAAGCGCGGGGAUAUUGACAUCGUGACGAAAUACAUGCGUUCGGGCGUCGACCCUAACAUUUACAGCCUUACUGGUGGAUUCAUGCUGCAUGUGGCGGUUGCUGCCAACCAACCUAGGAUGGUAACUUUACUCCUGGAAUACGGUGCUGACCCUUCCUAUGUGCACUUCAAGUACCGCAACGCACCCUAUGACGACUUUAUGUGCUGGACCGAUUUGGCGCUGCUUCGUGCCUUUUCCGGCGGCGCCAAGGUUGCUGGCUUCGCUUAUUAUAUACAGCUCGUUGGGCUAGCUGGCAAGUCAUGCAGGGAUACGGUGGCACAUGCUCUGGCCGGGCGCAAUGAUUGUCAGUUCUUCCCGAAGGUGGCUCCUCACCUUACAAAUGAGACUAUAACAAAGAUCUCGAUAAGGGGUGAGACUCCGCUGCAUGCUGCACGGAAGCAGACAGCUCCGGAUAUUGCCAGGGAAUUUAUCGAGGCAGAUGCCGAUCCCAAGUCCCUAGAUAAAUCGAUAGAUGCUACUCUGCUCACUGGUUUUCAAAAUCGUCAUUUUGAACUUGCGCGCUUGAUGCGGAACAGUAACGCCGAACUUGCCCCAGGGAAGUAUAUAGGAGGCCGUGAGAUUCUGGUGGCAAUCUCAGCUUGGGAAGUUGACAUUGUCCGUAUGCUCAUUCGCCGUAGUGUGCGCAAUAUACUGAGACGCUUAUGUGCGCCGUUCGGAUGGAAGCUUGGAGGUCGUGAAGUUGCUCUGUGA